UUGCAUUUUUUAUUCCGCGCCGGUUAGAUCGAGACUUCAAUUGUGUUCUAAGUUAAGGGCGUUAAAAGGUGCGCAAGGGAGCCAUUAGUGAGAGUGAUUAAUCGAUCAGAGGGUAACUAAGGGAAUAGUAGUGCAGCACCUCAGUGGACAGGUGAAAUUCAGCUUAAUGUGAGGAUCAUCCCAGAAGCAAUGAAGCAUCUUCUUCUGACAAUAGUUCUGGCAGUGGUAAUUCGAUGCAGCCAUCAAAAAACGUCGCCAUGCCCUGCAGUAUUCAGCUAUGACGAAAAAGAGGACACCUCGGACACGUGGUAUGGAACGUUACGACUGAAAACCAAUGUCCCGUUGCAUGGGAUCUUCGUUGAUGUGAUUUUUGACGGGCAAGUUUACGUAUUCGGGGCAUAUUUCAAAGAUGUCACGACCAAGGAUAAUCUACGGUUUCACAUCGAAGACAAGACAUACCGUUUGAAUGCUGGGGAGACAUUGAUUUUAAAGUUUUACGUUAAACAUUCAGAGUACGGACGAUCUCCAGGGCUUCGGCAAGUGCGCUUCAAUGGUCAGAAUAUCUGCGUAGACAUCCCUACUCUUAGGCCCGCAACUGCUGAUCGUCAUCAUAUCAAACCGAUUGCAACCAACCCGUACGAUAAACCGAUCGUGUAUCCAGAUGAUCCGAUAAGACGAGAAAAUGGACCCAACAGCCGUGAUAAUUUGCAUGAAAUAACAGACCAUUCCGUUCAAGCAAUCAAUUCAGUACGCUAUGAAUCUGAUACUAACAUUCCUGCUAACUAUAAUAAUAACCCUACCCAGAACAAUUCUUUCUUGAAUGUGAAACCCAAAUCAGAGAUUCGCGAUGAUUCUUCAAAAGUGGAAACAAGAUUUUCAGAAUCAUCUAACACGUCAGUUGGGACCAAUAACCAACAAAGCAGACCAUCUUCCGCGGGAGUUAAUCACGAGGAUUACGACCCGAUUCAAGACCCAUCGAUUUGGAAGAAACCCUCAACGGAAACAUCAACAUCCAGAGCAAUUCGUCAACCAGCUCCCAGUUACGAAAACACCAACGACAACAGAUACUACGCAAACGCUAGGACUACAACUCCUAAAAACGAUCGUCACUCAUUCACUGAGCGUACAACGACCACGGAGUCUUCGUAUUUCCAAGGUGACUAUCAACAACACAACUCGAGAAGCACUACCAAGAAGCCAUCGUACUUCCAGGGAGACUAUGCAUUCAUUCAGCCAGUUGAAACUUCAACGCACUACAUCAAUUCAUACGACAACGACAUCUGCGGCACGGUGGUACCUAAGGCGAAUCCUCUAGUGGUGCAUGGCAACUCUGCUCAGCAUGCCCAAUUCCCCUGGCAUGGCGCUCUGUAUCGUUCGUCCGUAACUGAACUUCGGUAUCUCUGUGGAUCUACGCUGAUAUCUACUCGGUUGAUCCUAACUGCGGCACAUUGCGUAGCCUUGGAGAAAAGUCGUCGACCAAUAGAUGCAGACAGUUUACUCAUCUACUUGGGUAAGACCAACCUGAAAAAGUGGAACGGUCCUGAGCAGGAUGCCAAGGUCGAACGUAUUCACAUCCAUCCGGACUACAACUACGAGCGCUUCUUUGCCGAUGUGGCCCUGCUAAGGCUAAAGUCUGAUGUCAAGUACGACAACUUCGUUCGGCCGGCUUGCCUGUGGAGUUUCGACGAGGAUUAUAAAGUUUUGAUCAACAAGAUCGGAUUCGUUCCCGGAUGGGGCUAUAAUGAACGUGGAUUGGUCAGCGAAGAGCUGUCGUUUGCGCAGAUGCCGGUGGUGGCGCACGAAACGUGCAUCUGGUCCAAUCGGGACUUUUUCAGCAAAGUGACCUCAAAUACUUCUUACUGCGCUGGGUUUAGAAAUGGAACUUCAGUAUGUAACGGAGACAGUGGCGGUGGAAUGGUCUUCAAACAGAGCAAUCGAUGGUACCUUCGGGGAAUUGUGUCAGUGAGCGCUGCGCUGCAAGACAAGAUCACAUGCGAUCCCAAUCAUUUUGCGGUGUUCACCGAUGUAGCAAAAUUCUUGCGGUGGAUCAAGAGUUAUAUGUGAACUGUUGCAGAAGAAUUAACGUGAGAAAUAUUUGGAUGACCUACGGCUUUGAUACAGAGUGUGCCUACUGUGGAGUUAUCUACAUAGUAUUUUAGGUUUUCUGUAAGAUAUCUUAACUAUUUGAUCAAAACAAUUCAGACGCAUUUGAAAACCCACUGAAAAGUUGAACCCACUACAAAAAAAAAAUAUGUGAUUAAUCCGUAACAAUACUGUCAGGACAUCCAAAAAUUCGCAUCAUAACAUUGUUUUUAUAGUAAUAUUGAUAAAGCAGCUUAGUGCGGUUCAAAGCCGUAGUCAAUGAUGCCUUAUUAAAUAUCAUUAAAGAAAGAUGUGUUGAUAGCAACAGAAAUAUCAAAUAUAUAUUUCGACUAAGAAUACCAUAUUUAAUGUGGUUUUAGUAUGACAAAUACGUUUGAAAUAAACAUUAGACUAUCAAAAGUAUUUCCAUGUCAAGUUAUCGCUCAUCAA
Aedes aegypti (yellow fever mosquito) is the source of this 2532-nucleotide messenger RNA. Its product is annotated as serine protease easter. The transcript has 6 exons. NCBI's taxonomy places the organism in Eukaryota, Metazoa, Arthropoda, Insecta, Diptera, Culicidae. Gene Ontology annotation, molecular function: serine-type endopeptidase activity. The coding region runs from base 190 to 2064 and encodes 624 amino acids. Gene Ontology annotation, biological process: proteolysis. The record is from RefSeq and is a predicted model, not a curated record.